CGCCUUCCACAUCUCCUCUCUCUCUCUCUCUCUCUCUCUCUCUCUCUCUCGCGGGGUGUUCUGAGAUCACAUAACAAUGGUGAAGGCUGUGGCCGUUCUAAGCAGCACUGCAGGAGUCAGCGGUGCUGUGUACUUUACACAAGAGGGAGAUGGUCCAACCACAGUGACUGGAUGCCUUUCUGGCCUUAAAUCCGGACUGCAUGGUUUUCAUGUCCAUGCUCUUGGUGAUACCACAAAUGGUUGCAUGUCAACUGGCCCUCAUUUCAAUCCUGGUGGCAAAGAGCAUGGUGCUCCUGAGGAUGAGAACCGUCAUGCAGGUGACCUGGGCAAUGUCACAGUUGGUGAAGAUGGCACUGCAAAUUUCACCAUUGUUGACAAACAGAUCCCUCUCACUGGGCCACAUUCCAUCAUUGGAAGGGCUGUUGUUGUCCAUGCUGACCCCGAUGAUCUCGGAAAGGGUGGGCACGAACUCAGCAAAAGUACUGGAAAUGCUGGUGGAAGGGUUGCCUGUGGUGUCAUUGGACUGCAGGGUUGAUCAGCCACUCAUGAAUUGCUGUACACUGAAAAUCGAGUAUAAUCCUUAAACUGUUAGGGAAAAUCAAGUUACAACCCAAGGCUUGGUUAAUCUAAAUAAAGAACUGCUUGGUACCUUUGAUGAUGUGGUUUGGUUUGGUAUCCUCGAGCAACUGAGUUUUCGCACUCUCCAUAAAUUCCGAGCCUUCUUGUCCACAUCUGUGUUUAAUGGAUCAAUUUUCAGGAACAAGAAAUUAGAAUAACAUUAGUGGGCGUUUUAUCGACGCA
Rhododendron vialii is the source of this 801-nucleotide messenger RNA. RefSeq names its product superoxide dismutase [Cu-Zn] 2-like. Gene Ontology annotation, molecular function: superoxide dismutase activity; copper ion binding. Gene Ontology annotation, biological process: removal of superoxide radicals. The coding region runs from base 77 to 535 and encodes 152 amino acids. The transcript has 8 exons. Lineage: Eukaryota; Viridiplantae; Streptophyta; Magnoliopsida; Ericales; Ericaceae. The record is from RefSeq and is a predicted model, not a curated record.